UUGCAGGUAUUCGACGUGAUUUUAAACAACAAGCAUGCAGUUGUAAAGGAGCUUGAUAUUUUUCAUCAAGUCGGCCGUGGGACUGCUCACGAAGGGUACGUUCAUUUUAGGGUAUCCAACGAUCGCCUCUUCUACAAAGAUGAACAGUCCGAUAUCCGCAAUGGUGUCGUUCGUUUAGAUUUUAUUAAGGGCCCUUACGAUAAUCCUAAAAUUAAUGCCUUUGCCUUGCUCAAAGGUGACGUGGCGAAUAUACCACGCUUGCCGCCAACAUCCGAUGAUAUUCUCCCAAUGGAUGCCGACAUGGCAGUUUUCAAUGAUCGCAUCUCUGCUGAUAGUGGUAGCAGCGAAGGAGCUGCUGAACAAACACAAGAGCAUCAACAGCGAAUUAGAAAUGCUGCUUCCUCGCCGGUGAAUGAUGCCACGCUGGACGAAGACGAAGAGAAGGAUAUCGAAGUUGAAUCCGUGCCAUCAACGCGGAAAGUUAGUGGUCCGAGACAACCGAAUCCUUAUUCCAUGGAUGAUUCAUCAGUUAUGCUGCCGGUUUUCAUAGCCAUUGGAGCAUUCAUACCUUUGCUUUUCUGCCUCUGCAAGUUGUGAUGGGUUCGACUUACAACAACAUAGAAUAGAAGAUUAGGAGCUGUUCCAUUGGGGUUCGGAAGUGAUCUAGAAAAAAACGAAAGUGUACAAGAUAAAGCGGUAUUGUGAUCUUUGCAACUUCAGUCCGGUAUCCGGAUAUAAAAAAGGGUGGUAUAUAUUUAUCAACGAAAAUUACUUCAUGUCGAAGCGCUAUUUACAUAAAUGCCUAUCGCUGCCUGAAAGUUUUCCUUGUUUGCUCCCUACAUACUACUGUACUACUCGAUCUCCUUCGUGUCGUUUUUAUUUAUUGUCAAUAUUUGAUUAUGCUAUUAGCACUGAGAAGGUGUGCACUGGUAGCUAAAUUAAGCAUUUAUAUCUGUUUAAACUCAUAAGGCACAAUACGUACUAACUGCAAACGCUUGUA
Rhagoletis pomonella (apple maggot) is the source of this 1000-nucleotide messenger RNA. Its product is annotated as malectin-like. The transcript has a single exon. The record is from RefSeq and is a predicted model, not a curated record. Gene Ontology annotation, molecular function: carbohydrate binding. NCBI's taxonomy places the organism in Eukaryota, Metazoa, Arthropoda, Insecta, Diptera, Tephritidae. The annotation marks the transcript as partial. Gene Ontology annotation, cellular component: membrane.